AUGCCGCCGGCGACAAGCACGCGGCCGCAGUUGCGCCGUCCGGUGCCGUUGCUGACGACGGUCGUUUCCGUGGCGUUCCUGUCACUCCUGUGCUUCCUUGUCGCUGCUGAUGCAAGCAGAUCGCUGCACUACCACCGGAAGCAUAGGAGGAGGCAUCACCACGGGCACCACCGCGCGGAGAACUACAGCCACAUCUGCAUGCCCCCUGUAGCGCCCCCUCCUGACGUUGAUGGCGAUUCUCCGGUCGAAUCGUCGGCAUUGCCUCCGGACGUUGGCGGCGCGCUGCCGCCGUGGUCCUGCCACGACAAGCCGUGCCCGCUUCCGCGUAGCCCGUUAAAGGCACCGGCAGGCGCGCCAAGUACGACGCCCACUUCAUCAGCCAAGCCUUCCCCUUUCUCCUUGGCCAAUCCGCCGUCGCCCGCGCCAGCCACUGCACCAUCUCAUUCUCCUCCGAAUCCACUGUCGUCGCACCACCCGGUUCAGCCGCCCACACUUCCUCCCGCCAAGACGCCGUCCUUGUCCCCGUCCAAGCCACCGGCUUCUUCAUUGGCCAAGCCACCGUCGCCGGCGCCGGCGCCGGACAUCGUACCAUCUCAUUCUCAUGCCAAGCCGCCGCGCGUGCUUCCAGACGCCAAGCCACCGUCGUCGUAUGCGGCCAGGCCACCGUCACAGCCACCAAAAAGGGCGCUGGCACCAUCGCCGUUCUCCCCUUCCAAGCCACCGUCGUGGUCACCCUCUCAUGCCAAACCGCCACCGUGUACUCUGGCUAAGCCACCGCAGGCCCAGACACCAAGACUCGGCCCUGCCAAGCCACCAAUGCGAUCGCCAGCCCAUCCACCGAAGGUGUCCCCAGCAAGUGCACCGGCGCACCCACCGGCCGAGCCGCCAAAGACAGCUCCUGCCAGGGCGCCGGGUUUCUCUUUCUCCCAUGCCAAGCCACAGCCACCAGUGGCUUCGACGGUGAAGCCACCACGACUCGCCCCGGCCAAGCCUCCAGCGCCAUCGCCAUCGCCAGCCCAGCCACCGCGGUGUUCCACCGCAAAUCCGCCAGUAGCUCCUACUGUGUCAGCGAAGCCACCGGCGCACCCUCCUGCCGCGUCAAAGUCAAUUCCGCCGCCGCCCCCGCCGCUCCCACCACCACCGGCAUCCACGAACAGCUCAUCAUCGUGGGGCAACGUGUUCGACGUGAGGGCGUUCGGGGGGUCGGGCAACGGCUCAGGAAACGACACGCGCGCGUUCCGCGCGGCGUGGAAGGCGGCGUGCUCGUCCAACUCCACCACGGCCACGCUUCUGGUGCCAUCGGACGGCGUGUUCACCAUCAGCUCCACCAUCUUCGCCGGGCCGUGCAAGUCCGCUCUGACCUUCCAGAUCGACGGCGUGCUGAUGCCGCCGGACGGGCCGGCGAGCUGGCCGGCGUCUGACAGCCGGAAACAGUGGAUAGUUUUCUACAAGGCCGACGGCAUGACGCUGGCGGGGGAAGGCACCAUCGAAGGCAACGGGGAGGAGUGGUGGGACCUCCCGUGCAAGCCUCACCGGGGCCCCAACGGAUCGACGCUGCCCGGGCCAUGCGACAGCCCUGCACUGCUACGAUUCUUCUUGAGCAACGACGUGGCGGUCCGCGGCCUGCGAAUCGAGAACAGCCCGCAGUUCCACCUCAAGUUCGACGACUGCGAGCGGGUGCGCGUCGACGGCCUCUUCGUCAGCUCGCCGGCGUUCAGCCCCAACACGGACGGCGUCCACGUCGAGAACACCACGUCUUUCCAGAUCCUCAACUCCAGGAUCUACAACGGCGACGACUGUGUCUCCAUCGGCGCCGGCUGCUCCGACGUCCACAUCGAGAACAUAACAUGCGGCCACGGCCAUGGCAUAAGCAUCGGCAGCCUGGGCGUGCACAACACGCGCGCCUGCGUGUCCAACAUCACGGUCCGGAACGCGCGGAUCCUCGACUCCGACAACGGCGUCCGGAUCAAGACCUGGCAGGGCGGCACAGGCGCGGUGUCGGCGGUCGAGUUCGCCGGCGUGCAGAUGCAGAACGUAAAGAACUGCAUCGUCAUCGACCAGUACUACUGCCUCGGAAGCGGGUGCGCCAACCAGACCUCCGCGGUGCGCGUGGCCGGCGUCACGUACCGGGACAUCCGCGGCACGUACAACCCGCAGGCCGGCGCGCCCAUCCGCCUCGCGUGCAGCGACGCCGUCGCCUGCACGGACAUCACCAUGUCCGGCGUCGAGCUGCUGCCGGCCAGCGGCGGAGUAGGAGGACGCGCAGGAGCGCUGCUUGCGGACCCCUACUGCUGGAACGCGUACGGGGUGAUGGAGACGCUCACGCUGCCUCCUGUGUACUGCUUGCAGGAAGGCCGCCCGGAGUCUCUGCAAGAUCAGCUCACCGGUUGCUGA
Messenger RNA from Miscanthus lutarioriparius, 2394 nucleotides. The record is from the annotation of a GenBank genome assembly. NCBI's taxonomy places the organism in Eukaryota, Viridiplantae, Streptophyta, Magnoliopsida, Poales, Poaceae.